AUCACACUUGGACGCCAGAUAUUCUUAUCUCCCGGUGGUUUAAACCUGCGUGGAGGCAGACCAGAAGGAGCCGAGCGGGGCCGAGUCGUGUCCAGUGAAACGCGGAAACGGUUUCCUCAUGCUUUGUUCGUGUGAGGAGCCGGUUUCGGUGUCGCUCUGAAGCGGGUUGUGUUAUCCGAGUAUGGCCACCGAGAACAGGAUCAAUUUUUGGAGGAGAAACGCAAAGGUUCCCGGAAGUGUACAGCCAGUUUAUGGAGCACAGCAUCCACCUCUCGACCCACGAUUGCGUCGCACGUAUCCCAAAGACACAAAGCCCAAGUUCAACAAUCUCAAGUCUAAAAAGGCCUCUAGCUUCCAUGAGUUUGCCCGUAGCACCAACGACGCUUGGGACAUUGACGAUGAGGAGGACGAGGAUUUCCUCGGGAACCCCGCCCCUGCAUCCCUGCAGUCUGUGUCCACACAGAGCCAGCAACAGCAGAAUCAGGCUGGUGACACAGAAACGUGGGAGUCACACAGACCGGCACCUCCCAGGACCGAAGCUGAAAAGCUCCAAGAUGUACAGGAGGAGGACACAGAGCAUGUCAACGACAAGGUUGUCAGGUCUAGUAGUGACACCCACCUCAACACGUCCUCAGUGCGUUCCCCACUGCAGAAGCAGCACACUCUCCCAGUUCGUCCCAUCAUCCCACUGGUGGCUCGCAUCUCAGACCAGAACGCGUCAGGGGCACCACCCAUGACGGUGCGAGAGAAGAGCCGGCUGGAUAAAUUCAAGCAGCUGCUAGCUAGUCCCAACACUGACCUAGAGGAGCUCCGGAAGCACAGCUGGUCGGGCAUCCCGAGAGAAGUCCGACCAAUCACAUGGAGACUUCUCUCUGGCUACCUCCCGGCCAACAAGGAGCGCAGAGAGCUGGUGCUGAAAAGGAAGCGGGAAGAAUACUUUGGUUUCAUAGAGCAGUAUUAUCACUCCAGAACAGACGAGCACUAUAAAGACACAUACAGACAGAUUCACAUCGACAUUCCUAGAACCAACCCUCUGAUCCCCUUGUUCCAGCAGCCUGUAGUACAAGAGGUGUUUGAGCGCAUUCUUUUUAUCUGGGCCAUCCGUCACCCAGCCAGCGGUUACGUCCAGGGAAUCAAUGAUCUGGUCACACCCUUCUUCGUCGUCUUCCUGUCUGAGUUUGUCACAGAGGAUGUGGAGAGCUUUGAAGUGGCGGCACUGCCUCUGGACACUCAGAGAAACAUCGAAGCUGACAGCUUCUGGUGCAUGAGCAAGCUGCUGGAUGGCAUACAGGACAACUAUACCUUUGCUCAGCCUGGAAUCCAGAACAAAGUGAAAGCUUUGGAGGAGCUGGUCAGCAGGAUAGAUGAGGACAUUCACAAUCAUUUUAAGAAGUAUGAGGUUGAGUAUCUGCAGUUUGCUUUCCGGUGGAUGAACAAUCUGCUGAUGAGGGAACUGCCGCUUCGUUGCACUAUCCGUCUCUGGGACACCUACCAGGCUGAAGCAGAGGGUUUCUCCCACUUCCACCUGUACGUCUGUGCUGCUUUCCUCAUUGAGUGGCGCAAAGAAAUCCUCUCCAUGGUUGACUUUCAGGGCCUUCUUAUGCUACUGCAGAACCUUCCUACAAUCCACUGGGGUAACGAGGAGGUGGGUCUCCUCCUGGCUGAAGCUUACAGACUGAAGUACAUGUUUGCAGACGCACCCAGCCACUACAAGAGAUAGGCCCAGGGCUGCUCACAGCAAACACAGUAGCUGCGAGACUGUGAGUGAAUGGAUCCACAGCAUCCGAAAUGCUCCAGACAUGAACUUUUGUAUUUGAGCUAACCUGAAAGGGAUGUAUUCAAGUGCAGCUCCAGGACACCUGCAGGAUGUUCUCUCAGAGCCACAAAACUUCUCCUGUGAAAAUGAAGUCCAGCGAGUAUACAUUGGAUAUGGGUUUAUGGUGCACCCAUGAAGCCCAGUCAGCAUGAGAGUAUUUGCAGUCAACAUACAGCACUGUAUCAAAGGACUGUUACACUAUAAAAAUAACAUAGCUAUGCCAUUUUGGUUCACGUUUAUCGUUUUGGUCAUGCUACAUUGAUUGUCUCUCAAAUGAAAUGUACACUCAGAAGAACUUGCUGUAAUAUAAAGGGAUGAUGAAUGUUUAUGAGAUCAUCCUUUUAGUGAAAGAUGGUAUCUACAGAUUAUUGUUGUUUAUUUUUUCCAGAUUUGUUUUUGUAGUUACUUUACAGGGGAACAUAUUAGUCGACACUGUCAAGCUGUUAUAGCAUUUUGGUUUAAGGGUUACCAAAUCUGCACUGUACAAUCAAUUUCUGAGAGUCCGUACUUUGGAUUUCAAUCAGCCAGUUUAAUUGGCACUGAUAUUUUUUAUUAAGAUAAAAGUGCAUGCUGCAUUUCAUUUCAGUUUAUGUUUUGGGUUAAAAGUGGAGGAACUGAUUGGGUAUCAGUUUGCCUUCCUGGUCAUUAGAAAUCACUCAGCUGAUUGAGAUAAAUUUUUGAAUCACUGCGAGACUCUUGGGUACAGCUCAAAUAUAUCAACAGUGGCAAAAAUUAGAAUCUUACUGCUGCAGAAUAAACCAAGAAAAGUGGAGACCUUCUGGUUCAUGUGGCUUUGGAAUUCCCUGUUCAUAUGUCAACUGAAAUGAGUCAAAUUGAAUUUUGCUGACCAAGAUGAAUCUAAAUUUUAUUAUAUUUUAGACAAUUAAAAUUCUUAGCUAGAGAUUGUGGCACAUGUUAACAUUCUUAACACUGGCAUAAAAUUAGAUCAGUAACAAUUGUUGAGUGUUGAUUUUCCAAACUUUCUUUAUGCAUAACUAUGAGAGUGGUCUUAUAAAUGAUUUUACGAUGAGCUAUAAAGUAUCUAAUUACACAGCUGUGGUCAGUGUAAAAACUGCAUCUGCAUAACGCACAGUCAAAAUGUUCAAUUUCCUCAGAUUAGAAUAAUGCCUCUGUCCGUGCUUGUUGGUACUGAAGGACAUUUAUUCACAGCAUCCUACUUGAGACACAGUGCAGCUCAGAAUAUGACAAAGCCCUUGUUUUGAGCAUAUAUAAUGUACGCCUGUCUUUUAAACUGUAACAUGGAUGCUUUGUUAUUAUUAAUGCUUGAAUUUUCUGUUUGUCUACGGUUCAGGUUCGGUUUAUUUUUUAUCUGUGACUUUUUCCACUCUGACAUGACCCGAGAAACUUUUUUCUUGGGGAGGGGGCUAAUAUAUGUGUGGUACUUUUCAUCUUCCUUCAUUACCUGUGCUAAUUAUAACACAAUGUAUGUUUGAAAGCUAUGACAAUCAUUUGCCUUUGGUAGUUUGAUUUCCAUACGGUUAGAUGUGUUUUUAAGGUUUUUUGCAUUGAUCAUUUGCUUAACAUGUGAAAAUUGAACCAUUCUGAAGCAGAAGCUAUGCGAGGCUGUAGCAGCAUUUAAAAUCAGGAUUUAAUGCUAACUAGAUUCCUGGCUAUUACCCUGGUCAUUGUAGAAUACAACAAAAUGAAUGGAGAAACCGCCUACAGUGUUAGAAUGACUCUUAAUUCAUAUUCAAGAAUUAUUAAGUAUAUAUACAUAUGUAUAUACAUAUGUAUGUGUGUGUGUGUGUGUAUAUAUAUGUGUAUGUACUGUAUGUAUAUGUAUAUAUGUCUGUGUAUAUACGUAUAUGUGUAUAUAUAUGUAUAUACAGUAUAUAUGUAUAUAUAUAUAUAUGAGAGUUUCUUUAUGGCAUUAUAUUAGUGAAGUGCUUCUGAAGAUACUAUGGUAGUUGAACUGAGUCAGUGAAAUAUCAUUGUUGUUUUUGGAAAAGUCUAACACUGUCAUUUCUGGUUCAUUCAUUGUCAGUUAAGAUACUAAUAAUCUCGUGCUCAUCAAUCUUGUUUAAAUCCAUCUGAAAUGUUUUGAAUGUUUUUGUGAGUGUUAACAGUAUGCCUUUAGCCUUAAAGUAGGUUUUCUACAUUCAGGUGCACCAACUGAUUGUGUCACUACUGAAAUGGUAUUGUUCACUCCACACUGUUUUUAUUGAAAGCUCAUAUUUUUUCAAAAUAUGAUGUUGGUAACUACAGUUAUGAAAAGUUGUUGAUUUGUUUCAGAAUUGUGCUGUUUCAACAAUAAUUUGCCAAAUCUUUAUUGAGCCAAUACAAAACUUUAAUUAUUACAGUACCUGCUGUAUAUUAACUUUUUGUUUAUAUUAAACUAUUGUUCUUCA
Molecule: messenger RNA, 4185 nt
Organism: Chelmon rostratus (copperband butterflyfish)
Lineage: Eukaryota; Metazoa; Chordata; Actinopteri; Chaetodontiformes; Chaetodontidae
Gene: tbc1d22b
Product: TBC1 domain family, member 22B
Exons: 14
Coding region: 182-1720 (512 amino acids)
Biological process (GO): activation of GTPase activity
Molecular function (GO): GTPase activator activity
Source: RefSeq, a predicted model, not a curated record